UUUGAGGGCUUGGGAGACUCACACCCUGCACACAGAGCCCCCCCACCUCCGGUGCUCAGCUUGACUCCAGACUUUAAUCCAAACAGUAAGGACAAAGGCCGAGGAGGAGAGGGGGGAUGCUGUUCCCCCACGGGGUCCUGUGGCUCUCUAAGCCCCAACUCCUUCUCAUCUCUGUCUGCAGAGCCUUGUUCAAACCCACAGAAAAAAAAGCACCUUCUGGGGGCUGUUGUGUUACCAACCAUGAGUGAGGCUCCGUGCUGUCCCACGGGAGCCGCCUUCCCACGGGAGCCAUGGAGCUGGGGCUCACUCCCAGGGUUAUUCGACCUAAGCAUUCUGGCUCUUUCCUAUCCUUUGCUGCCUCAAAAAGAGCCUGCCCUGCUCGGCUCUGCCGCAAACCCCAAGACCCAGCCUACGCACAUCCCUCUGGACUGGCCUCGUGGUCAGAGCCAGAAGUGUCUGGAACAAUGUUUGGGCUGCUGGGGGCCUCUGAGCUGCCUUCCACCUGAACCCUUGGCCUCUUCAAGACUGGCCGGGAACCAGCAGGAGGCCAAGUCCCAGUGCCGGCUCCAUACCCCUCCCACUUUGGACCUACAAGACCUUCAGCUCAGAGAGCAGUUCUGCCCUCACCACACCACAGCCGUUCUGCGUUCUAAGCCGCAGCACGCAGACGUCAGGAGGCCACGAUCCAGAGAAGUCGGGGAAGGAAGCUACACUCUGGACCCUGACGUGGCAGCAUGGAGCUGGUCCAGGACACCUCCCGCCCGCCACUGGAGCACAUGAAGGGGAUCCCUCUCAUCAAGUACUUUGCAGAGGGGCUGGGGCCUCUGCAGAGCUUCCAGGCCUGGCCCAGUGACCUGCUCAUCAGCACCUACCCCAAAUCCGGCACCACCUGGGUAAGCGAGAUCCUGGACCUGAUCUACCAAGGUGGCGACCUGGAGAAGUGUCAAAGAGCCCCCAUCUUCGUCCGGGUGCCCUUCCUUGAGUUCAGGGUCCCUGGCUUUCCCACAGGUGCUGAGCUUCUGGAAGAUACACCAGCCCCACGGCUGAUCAAGACACACUUGCCCCUGGCUCUGCUUCCACCGACGCUGCUGGAUCAGAAGGUCAAGGUGGUCUACGUCGCCCGCAAUGCAAAGGAUGUGGCCGUCUCCUAUUACCACUUCUACCGCAUGGCCAAGGUGCACCCUGACCCUGGCACCUGGGACAGCUUCCUGGAGAAGUUCAUGGCUGGGGAAGUGUCCUACGGGUCCUGGUACCAGCACGUGCAGGAGUGGUGGGAGCUGAGUCACACCCACCCUGUUCUCUACCUCUUCUAUGAGGACAUAAAGCAGAACCCCAAAAGGGAGAUUCAGAAGAUCCUGGAGUUCGUGGGGCGCUCUCUGCCAGAGGAGACCGUGGAUCACAUCGUCCAGCACACGUCUUUCAAGGAGAUGAAGAAGAACCCCAUGACCAACUACAGCACCAUACCCACCAAAGUCAUGGACCACAGCAUCUCUGCCUUCAUGAGGAAAGGCAUCACUGGGGACUGGAAAUCCACCUUCACUGUGGCCCAGAAUGAGCGCUUUGAAGCUGACUAUGCUGCGAAGAUGGCAGGCUGCCACCUCCACUUCCGCUGGGAGCUGAGUGGUGCUCAUCAGGGUGAGCGUGAGACAGGCCUCGACAAUAAAAUCUGAUGUGUGUGAACACAGCCUCUGCUGGAAGCAAAGGACGAACCCGAGCCAAAAGGGUGCAUGCCCACUGGGACCAAGUGAGGCCGUCUUCCCUGGUGGCCUCCAGCUCGCCCUAGUUGGGCGGGAAGGAAGGGUCUGGAAAAGUAAAACCCAGGAGACAUGGACAAGGGAGGAGGAAUAUUUAUUCGAUCACAGAAUCUUGUGUGCAUCCCCUUCGAGGGUGUCAGGAGGUUGCGAGGCCGCGAGGCCGCUUCACUUUUUCUUGGGCUCCUUACAAGCCACCACGUACCGCUGGGCCACAUUGAGGGGAGGCGAGUAACCAUCUGCAUAGGAGGUGUCUUCAAACAGGACCGAAUAGUCAUCCUGGGGCUGCAGUAGGGGGCAGACGGGAGUGACUGGUCAGAGACCUCCAGGCGAGGCCCCCCCAAACCUAGACAGACAGGAACCUCUGGCUCGUGGGCCCCCAGCCUCUCCUGUCCUCGUAGUCACUCAGGAAGUCUAGAUGUUUGAACCCAGUCCCUGUUACUACAGAGCUCUUUCCUCAACAACAAAGGGCCAAGGGUAAGGGAUGAAGAGCAGGGAGAAGGGAGACUUGCCAUCUACGUGGAUGGGCCAUAACUGGAGGGUCUGGUACCAGGGAGCCCGUGUUAAAGGGAUCAAAGACAGCCUAGAGGGGGACUUCCCUGGUGGCAGAGCGAUUAGGAAUCCGCCUGCCGGUGCAGGGGACACGGGUUCGAUCCCUGGUUCCGGAAGAUCCCACAUGCCUCGGAGCAAGCAAGCCCGUGCGCCACAGCUACUGAAGCCCGCGUGCCUAGAGCCCGUGCUCUGCAACAAGAGAAGCCACCGCAAUGAGAAGCCCACGCACUGCAACGAAGAGUAGCCCCCGCUCGCUGCAACUAGAGAAAGCCUGCACGCAGCAACGAAGACUCAACGCAGCGAAAAAAAGAAAAAAAAAAAGCCUAGAGGGCAGCAGGCAGGUAUCCUGGAGGAAGAGGGGAGAACAGCCUUUAAACUCCCAUCAGGUGAUGGGUGACCAGGGCGUCAGUGAUGUCAGGAGCUCGAGAGAAAGCAGCUCAGCCAAGGAAAGGGCAGCGGUGCAGGAGUCAAGGGUCCAAAACAGACCCUGGGCCUUGAACUUCCCAUCUCAGCGCAAAAGCGAGGUUAGACUAGAGUAUGCUUCGGGUCCAUUCUGCUCAGGGCUUGCUGAGGCUCUGAAGCUUGGGGAGAGGAGGGCUGGCUGGUGCUGCCCUAGAGGGCAGGGCUGUAGGGCAGACUAAGCAGAAGACAAAGGCCAACUUGCAGGACCCUCCUAGCUCAGAGAGGCUGUGAGAUGAGGAAAAGGGGACGGAAAGUGGGAAGAUGUUCCAUGACCCAGCUGGUCCUUGUAGCGGGGCCAGUGUCUCUCCCGUGAAGGCUGGCUUACCCGUUGCGGGGGCGUGUGGAUCAGGGCACGGUAGAAGCAGGUGGUCUGGGGAUACAGGGCCAGCACGAGCUGCUCCUUCUGGAAUAAGGCUUCGGGGUCUGUCUCCGGGUUGGCCUUCCACUGCGGCAGUGGGAUGAUCCGCCGGCGGCUCAGGGUGUGUCUCCUGGUGGGGGCGAGGGGGAGCUAAGGUCAACUCAUGGCCAGGUGGGGGCCCCAUCCCAGCAGCCUAGCUGCCCCCAGGCUUCCACAGCCCCCCCAUGAGCACACUCACUCUUUGCCUUCUUCAUCAAUGUCAUCUACCUCAUACCUGUGGGUAAACAAAAGGAAAGCGGUGGAUUCAGGGAGGUGCAUAGUCCAAGUCAGGGAGCCCCGAGGAGGCGGGGGAGGAGGGCAGGGAAGGGAAGUAGCCCAGGAGCCCACUUCACACACCAUCCCCACCGGCACCCAGGGGAAGCUGCUUUUCUCCCAUCUUGCAGACGGGUGAGAGUCGCAGCCCAAGUGGGUGUGGUGACGGGGGAAGAGCCCACAGGGCUGGGCGUCCACUCACUUGUUGGUGGCAUGGCUGUAACUGACCACCUCGGCCAGGAUCCACUGCUCAUCCCCAUCCACAGCCUUCACCCGGGCAGCCACCUUGUCUCCAGGUUUGGCCACAUAGUCCCCAGAAGCUGGAAUGGCCCCACACAGGGGCGGGGGCCUGAGGGUGGAAUAAAAUGUCACUUCCAGUCCCUUCCCUGCCAGCGCCCCCAGCCCCGGGCCCGCCCUCACUUGUCACCAGGCUUCCCGAUCCACAGGGGCAGGGUCAUGGCUGACUGCUGCAGCAGGGUCAUCAGCACCCCCCUGCGCAUGGUCUUCCGAGGGGGCUCCGAGUCAUUGUACAGGCCCGCGAUCUUGGCCGCUGUGGGAAAGAAGUGAGCCUUUGAGACACCAGGGACAGGGUUCCCGCCCCCAGGCCCACCCUAGCCUGCCUGCGUCGGGCUGGCAGAGCUCAGCCUGCAGCCCCACCGCCCAAGUUAGCACCAAGGGCCCAGGUGCCAUCCCGCCCCUUCCACCAGAUGCCCACAGUCAGACCGCCCAGAUGGUGAGACACCAGGAGGGUGGGUACCCUAGGGAGAGGGAACUAGAAAGGGCAAAAGCUGGGAUUCGGGGGUGCUGGUCACGUUCUAUUUCUUGAUCUGGGUGCUGGUUACAUCCGUUAUGUUCAGUUAGUGAAAGUUUCGGUGAGCUGUAUGUCCACUUACGUGUACUUUUCUAUGAAUAUAUGUUGUAAUUCAACAAAAAGUUUAAAAAACAAACUCUCAAAUGUGGACAGACCCCUGACCUCCUCAGGCAUGGUUCAACACACGCAGCCACUUCAUACAAACCCAGCUGGCAGUGUGACAGCAUUUUUGAUGGGUGAGGAGUUGCACACGGGGGGUUCACUGGGGCAAGAGAGGUGGCAAAGCCACAGCAGCCUGAGGGCUCUGGAAGCCAGUGCCUCGUGUAGGUAAACUCCAUGUGGAAGGCUGGCUUCAAGAUACCCAGGGUGCAGCUCUGGUUCUCCCCACAACAAGAAAUGGGAGUGGGUGGCAGUAGGAAGGAGGGAGGUGACUGACCCAGGCAGUAGAGGGAGCAGGGGAAUUGGCAUGGUCUGCAGGGAGCUCUGGGGAUGAUCCCCUUUCCCUUCCCCACCCCAGGCUGCACAGGCGCUUCUCUGUCAGAAGCCCCCGGAACAAUCCCACCAGGCUGAGGUCACAGGCUCCCCUACAGGGAGACCUGACUGCUGCUCUCAGGAACCCUCACUCCGCCUGGUCCAGGAAUGCCGGCCUGGUCGUCUCUAACUCACCAAUCCGCCUCUCUUCCAACAGAGACUUGAUUUCCGCAAUCUUAUCUAGGGCUUUCCGGAGGAUGCUGAGGGCAGGGAGAAGGGAGAGAAGAGGUCUGGAUGAAGCACAAAGCGCAGACUUCCUUUUCUCAUUACGGCAGGCUGGCUAGCUCAGACCAACCCUGAUGCUGGAAACCAUAAACCCUAAGCACGUGUUUUUUAAUCUUAAAAGCAUAAAAGAACUGAUGAGGCAAGAGGAAGUGGCAGGCCAAAAAACCUAAGAGGGUCCUGUAGAGGUAAGCAAAGCAGAGAGCUGCCCUGGCCGCAGUGCAUCCGACAAAUCCUGAAGAAGUGCUGCUGGGUGCCAGCAGGCUCUAACAACCUCUUGCGAUUCGGAGGACAGAAGUUAAAACUUGGGGUCUGCCCUAGUGGCACCUGUAAAAGAGACACUCCAGAGGACUGUGGGGAGUUGUCUCGGCUCAGAGCAGGGCUGGGGGUGGAGGGAACUCAUCCCUGAAAGACUGCAGCCCCAGGAAACCUCUGGAGUUCGAUUACGGGGGUUCCAGGGUGGCUGGGACCCAAGCAACCUGGCAGAAGUGCACACAGAUCCUUGUGGGAAGAAGGCUUCUUUAUCCUAGACCUUUGGGAACCUCCCCCAAAGGAUAUCUCAACAGCGAUAAGCAGCAGAGAAGCCACUUCAGGUCAUUUAUUCUCCAGCACAUUCCUCUCGCAAACCUUUAGUAAAUGCCCACGUGUUUCUGAAGGCCUUGGUUCAGACCCGUGAGAACACAGCACAGUAGUGUCACAGGAGGUGUCCCAGAGGGUGUGACUCUUGUGGACUCAUCAGGCAAAAGAAAGGCCAGAAGAUCGGGCAAGGGGCAGCCUUGGCAGAGGGAACUGCGCAAACCAAAGCAGGGGGGGAUGAACACCAUGCUCACAGGCUUGGAGCACUGAAGCUCAGCGUGGCUGGUAUCGGACGCCAGGAUGACUCAGCCAGAGCCACCUCGGGCUUGUGCGUGAGCACUGGUACACGGGGCAAUUAGGCUUCCAGGAAAGCAGAGGAGGAGUAAAAGCCAGCAGGCCAAAGGGAACUUGCAAAGUCUGAUCAUUGCUGCUGGGCCUGUUUGGAGGACAUCCUUUUACAUAGUAUGUCCUAAGCUGUAUUGUGUGAGAUAUUAAUGGAGUGGUUCUCAACCUAGCUGGACAUCAGAACGCCCUGGGGAGCUUUUUAAAAAGAAUCCCAAUUGCUUUAAGUAAGAAUCAUCAACAGAUGCCAAAACUAGUGGGUCUGAUGUGAAACGGGAUAUGUACACAGUCUCCAAGUAUCUCUCAUAAGAUACUUAUUAAUCACACAAUGGAAAACAGCAAUAACUUGACACAGGAGAAACCUGCAAGAGCCCGCCUUAACCAGUGGGAGUCUUCUGGCCUUGUAAUAUGAUGACGGAGGACGACAUCACUUCCAUGCUAUUACCUCCCAAAGCGUAACACCUGAAUCUAAUCGUGAGGAAACAUCAGACAAACCCAACUGAGGGCCAUUCUACACUGGCCUGUAAUCUUCAAAAUGUCAAGGUCAGGAAAAGCAAAGACAGCCUGGGAACCGUUCCAGAUUGGAAGAGACCAGAGAGACAUGAAAACGAAACACAGUGCUGAUCUGCACUAUAAAAAUGUUCUGUUCUUUUGCUAUAAAGGUCAUCAGUGGACAGUGAUGAGAUCUGAAUAAGAUGUGUAGAUCAGUUAAUAGUUUUAUAUCUGUAAUUUCCUGAUUUUGAGAAAUGUACUGUGGUUGUUUAAGAAUGUCCUGGUUUUUAGGAAAUGCUGACGGAUGCAUUUAGAGGUCAAGAGGCAUCAUGCGUCAUGUCUGCAACAUAAAUGAUUCAGAAAACAAAAGAUUGUAAAUACAUAUAUCUAUAGAGUGGUAAAGCACGUGUGGUAAAAAUACAUUUCCGUAAGUCUGAAAUUAUGUAGAAAGUUAACACCAAUGCAUGAACUCCACCCCAGUUAAAGCAGAACCUCUGGGCGCAGCCGGACUUGAGAACCAGUGUGUAAAUGUAUUCCACUGUCAAGUAAGUUUGUGAAAUACUGAGUUAAAGAAAUUGCUGUUGCAGAACCUGGCAGAGCCUUCAAUACUUUAAUACUGCAGCA
This is a messenger RNA of Globicephala melas (long-finned pilot whale), 7033 nucleotides long. Its product is annotated as sulfotransferase 1A1. The record is from RefSeq and is a predicted model, not a curated record. Lineage: Eukaryota; Metazoa; Chordata; Mammalia; Artiodactyla; Delphinidae. Gene Ontology annotation, cellular component: cytoplasm. Gene Ontology annotation, biological process: sulfation. Gene Ontology annotation, molecular function: aryl sulfotransferase activity.